Messenger RNA from Zygotorulaspora mrakii, 1476 nucleotides. Its product is annotated as aspartate aminotransferase family protein. The record is from RefSeq and is a predicted model, not a curated record. Bases 1 to 1476 code for a protein of 491 amino acids. Gene Ontology annotation, biological process: biotin biosynthetic process. NCBI's taxonomy places the organism in Eukaryota, Fungi, Ascomycota, Saccharomycetes, Saccharomycetales, Saccharomycetaceae. Gene Ontology annotation, molecular function: dethiobiotin synthase activity; pyridoxal phosphate binding; S-adenosyl-L-methionine:8-amino-7-oxononanoate transaminase activity. The transcript has a single exon. Gene Ontology annotation, cellular component: mitochondrion.
AUGGCAAACCUUAAGUAUACUGCAGAAGUCGCAGACCUAUUAAAAUUUGACAAGGAGCAUUUAUGGCAUCCCUAUACUUCGAUGUGCAAUCCGCUACCUGUAUACCCGGUGGCUUCAGCAAAUGGAUGUGUCAUUACGCUUGAUACGGACUCUGAAGAAAAGUAUGACCUUAUAGAGGCUAUGUCUUCCUGGUGGUGUAUGAUUCAUGGAUACAAUAAUGAAGAGCUGAAUGCAGCCAUUAUAGAUCAGACCCUAAAGAUGUCCCAUGUCAUGUUCGGGGGAUUGACCCAUAAACCGGCUAUUUGCUUGGGACAAAAUAUUCUUCGUAUUCUUGAUCAACCUCAGCUUCAGAAAGUUUUUUUUGCAGAUAGUGGAUCGGUUGCUGUUGAAGUGGCUAUGAAGAUGGCUCUUCAGUAUGAGUUUACCGUUUCUAAUGGCAGUUCUCGUAAGAAUAAAUUUAUCACGAUAAAAAAUGGGUACCAUGGAGAUACUUUUGGUGCCAUGAGCGUUUGUGAUCCUGUCAAUUCGAUGCAUACACUUUAUAAGGGCUAUUUGGCGGAAAAUAUUUUCGUAAAUGCACCAACUAUGCUGACAACCCUUCCAACUUCACGUAUCUGCUUAAUGCACCCAGAGGUUUUUUCUGAAGCGACAAAAUGGCACCAAGAGGAUUUUGAGGAGUUUUUAAAAACAGUUGAGGAAAAACAUGAUCAAUUGUGUGCUGUGAUUUUGGAGCCAUUGUUGCAAGGUGCCGGUGGAAUGCGGUUUUAUCAUCCUCAGUUUCUUAUCGAAGUGAGAAAAGUCUGCAAUUUUUAUAAAAUUCCUUUGAUCAUGGACGAGAUUGCCACAGGCUUUGGUCGUACAGGCGCAAUGUUUGCUUUCAAGCACUGCGGUAACUAUCAGAAUCUUCUACAAAUACCUCCAAAAGAGCAAGUGGACGUUUUUCCUGAUAUUCUGUGUUUAGGUAAAGCUUUGACGGGAGGAUACAUGACUCUGAGCGCUGUAGUAACAACUCUUGAGAUUUGCAAUGGUAUAUCUUCUCCAAAAAGCGCCACUCGAGGCUCGUUCAUGCACGGACCAACUUUUAUGGGAAACCCCUUAGCGUGCAGCGUAGCGAAUAAAUCGUUGGAAAUCUUACUGAGAGGACAGUGGAAAGAUCAAGUAGAGAGAAUAGAGGCCCAUCUUUUUGAAGGACUUUACCUAGCUAUAACGACAGAUACAAAUCUUAUGAAAUAUGCCGUGAAUAGCGUUAGGGUUUGUGGUGCCGUAGGUGUUGUGGAAUUGAAGGAAGAAAUCGAUGUUGAAUGGUUUCAAAAACAGUUCCUUUCUCGAAAAGUUUACAUUAGACCUUUCAGCAAAUUGUGUUACAUAAUGCCUCCCUAUGUAAUAUCCGAGGGUGAACUCGAGAAGGUUACACGGGCAAUCAGAGAAGUGCUCUUUGUGUAUAUGCGUCAAAAAAUGAAUAGAAAUCACGACUGA